ACAGAAAGUUUGGAGCCAUGGCUGACGGACGAGAAGAGGAGAAGAGAGAAGGCCAGGAGCUAAUGGGCGCAGUGGGAGGGGAAGAUGUCAUUGAUGACCCCAUCGUGGAUCUGGCUGCAGUGCUCCUCAGAGGGUAUGUGAUUGAACGUAUAAAGGCUGAGGAGCCCGGUCGACACGUGUCGCCUGAGGAUCUGGGAGGAAGGUCGAGUGAACAACAGGAUCCACAAGUCAAAGAAGUGGUGGAACAGCUGCUAAAGAUCGCUGAUGAGCUGAACAGGAACGCCGAGCUCCAACAACUCAUCAACCAGGUUCCAGUCAACUGUGCCCGGGGUAUCUUCAUGAAGGUGGCCAGAAACAUCUUUGCUGAUUGCAUCAACUGGGGUCGUGUGGGGGCUUUCUUCCAUCUGGCCUACAGACUCAUCUACAAGGCAAUAACCAGCAACCAUGAAGAGAACAUCAAAAUCAUCUUCAGCUGGUUUCUUCAGGUCAUCAGAGAGCAGCUCCACACCUGGCUCGUACAGCAGGGAGGCUGGGUGAGUGAUGGAUGGUCUGUAAGGACCUGUCAGUCAUGUGCUUAAUUCAU
Messenger RNA from Labrus bergylta (ballan wrasse), 583 nucleotides. Lineage: Eukaryota; Metazoa; Chordata; Actinopteri; Labriformes; Labridae. The record is from RefSeq and is a predicted model, not a curated record.